Messenger RNA from Eruca vesicaria subsp. sativa (arugula), 1647 nucleotides. The record is from the annotation of a GenBank genome assembly. NCBI's taxonomy places the organism in Eukaryota, Viridiplantae, Streptophyta, Magnoliopsida, Brassicales, Brassicaceae.
AAAACGGUUGCGGUAUCAAUCGUCGUCUCUCAGAUUUCUCCCUCAUCUAAAGAAGCUUCUAGUUCAUGCGUCGUUCUGCAGCAUCGAAGAAGAAAUCUGAUUCAAUCACAACUUCCACCACGGAUCUCUUUCGCUCAGCUUCGAGUAAGGCGACGACUAAAGAGAUGGAUCGGAUCGAUCAUCUGUUUAAUCAAUACGCCAAUAUAUCUUCCAAUCUCAUUGAUCCUGAAGGAAUUGAGGAACUUUGCUCCAAUUUGGAAGUUUCUCAUACUGAUAUCAGAAUCUUGAUGCUUGCUUGGAAAAUGAAAGCUGAGAAACAAGGUUACUUUACGCAGGAGGAGUGGAGAAGAGGCCUUAAGGCUUUAAGAGCUGAUACAAUCAAUAAAUUGAAGAAAGCCCUUCCCGAGCUCGAAAAAGAGGUCAGGAGGCAAUCGAAUUUUGCAGAUUUCUAUGCUUAUGCCUUCCGUUAUUGCUUAACAGAGGAAAAGCAGAAGAGCAUAGACAUAGAGACCAUAUGUCAACUCCUAGAUAUUGUUAUGGGAUCUACUUUCCGAGCUCAAGUUGACUACUUUGUCGAGUAUUUGAAGAUCCAAAACGACUACAAAGUCAUAAACAUGGAUCAGUGGAUGGGCUUUUACAGGUUCUGCAAUGAGAUAAGUUUCCCUGAGAUGACAGAAUACAAUCCAGAGCUUGCAUGGCCAUUGGUUCUCGACAGUUUUGUUGAGUGGAUUAGUGAAAAGGAAGCCUGAAAAGCUGAAAAUCUUUACGAGUCUUCAAGUACUUCACUUGAGAUUGUUGGGCUUAACAAACAGUUUCAGCACAGUUUUAUUUCUUCAAACUUCAAAAAACACAUUAUAUGAUUUUUGUUACAUGUGAUUAACUUCAAUAGAGGGAAUUACAUUCUGUUUGAAAUAUUAUAUCCAGUUCUAUUAGCAACCAAUGAACGUGCCUGAACACUACUGUAUAAUGAAUGAAAGCAGAUAUCUCUUUCUGCAAUAUACGUUCAGACCAUCAGACACUGUUCUGUCUGAAGAUGAUCCGUUACUUGUUUUCAUACUAAGGAAUAGCUUGAGAAGAAACUGUGGCGGGAGACGGAAAAUAUAUAAAGAUACAAAGCAACCAUGUUUGAUGGAUCAAUUCCAACAUCAAAAUGUACAAGCAGUGACCCUGACGAUGUUUAGCCUCUCAUUGCCUGACGAUGUUUAGCCUCUCAUUGCCUUCUUGUCACAUUCUUAAGCAUAAGAUGAACGCACAGGUAUGAUACAGAUAUGUACCAAGUGGAUACAUAAUUAUUUAUGAUUAGAAUUUUAUGUGUUUGUAUCAUUCUCAAAGCCACACUACUACCAUUCUCAAAUCCAGUAUAAGAUGAAAUGGGUUGUAUAAGCUCAUCAAAACUGCAAAGAUAUGAAUGAAGUAUUGCUGUACACAAAAUAUUUAUGUUUUUUGAUCUUUAGAUUCUUUACUAAAACACCGAUGGAUGAUCACAUAACAAAUUAACAUCAUGGGAAAACCAGACGUGGCCCAAGAGAGAUGAAUUGAAAAAAGUGGGCAAAUUUUUACUUGGUUAGCCAGUAGAUGAAUAUGAGAAAUGUGCAUACAGCCGCAACUAGUGAAAGAAUGAUUGUAUCCAUUGACUUUUUCCUCUUU